This is a messenger RNA of Scophthalmus maximus (turbot), 4052 nucleotides long. RefSeq names its product SMAD specific E3 ubiquitin protein ligase 1 (gene smurf1). The transcript is spliced from 18 exons. The record is from RefSeq and is a predicted model, not a curated record. Gene Ontology annotation, molecular function: protein binding; ubiquitin protein ligase activity. Lineage: Eukaryota; Metazoa; Chordata; Actinopteri; Pleuronectiformes; Scophthalmidae. Bases 230 to 2428 code for a protein of 732 amino acids. Gene Ontology annotation, biological process: ubiquitin-dependent protein catabolic process; negative regulation of BMP signaling pathway.
AACAUGACGUCAGUACGUGCUUGAGCCUGCCCGAAAAUGUUCUCCCGUGUUGUUGGGUUUCGAAGGAGCGGCGGACUUUGCCGUGAAAUAAUACCUUUCCGCGCGUGAGGAGGGCACCGACGAGGCGCAUGGUUGUGAACCGCGGUCGUCCGCGCUCCCGUUGAGUGGUGAAACUGCGUCCGCGGGCGACUCCGACGGGAAGUUUGUGUGAUCGUUUCCUCCCGGAGUGAUGUCGAAUCCUGGGACUAGGAGGAACGGGUCCAGCAUCAAAAUCCGACUGACAGUACUAUGUGCCAAGAACCUUGCAAAGAAAGACUUCUUUCGUCUGCCAGAUCCAUUUGCCAAAGUUGUGGUGGACGGAUCGGGUCAAUGCCACUCGACGGACACAGUCAAGAGCACACUGGAUCCCAAAUGGAAUCAGCACUAUGACCUCUACAUCGGAAAGACAGACUCCAUCACCAUCAGUAUAUGGAACCACAAAAAGAUCCAUAAAAGACAGGGGGCAGGCUUCCUGGGCUGCAUACGACUUCUUUCCAAUGCCAUCAGCAGGCUAAAAGACACAGGAUACCAGCGUCUAGAUCUAUGUAAGCUCAACCCCUCAGACAGCGACGCGGUGCGGGGGCAGAUUGUCGUGAGUUUGCAGACGCGCGACCGCAUUGGCAGCGGCGGCCCCGUGGUGGACUGCAGAGGACUGCUGGAAAAUGAUGGGCCUGUGUUUGAGGGAUGUUUCAGUGAGGAGCCACUGCCCUAUUCUGACCCUACUGGUGCGGCGGGGGGUGGCAACUGCCGGCUUGACUCGCCCAGUCAGGAGAGCCGUCUUCAGACCCAGCGAAUCAGAGGGCAGGACUCCAGAGGCCAUGGCCACACCCCUCAGAACAGACCUCACGGGCACCAACCGCCUGAUCUACCAGAAGGAUAUGAGCAGCGAACAACGGUGCAGGGCCAGGUGUACUUCCUCCACACGCAGACGGGCGUCAGCACCUGGCAUGACCCUCGGAUACCACGGGACCUGGCCAGUGUGAGCUGCGAGGAGCUGGGUCCAUUGCCAGUGGGCUGGGAAGUCCGAAGCACUGUGUCUGGCCGGAUCUACUUUGUGGACCACAACAACCGAACCACACAGUUCACAGACCCACGCCUACACACCAUUAUCAGCCAGCAAUCCCAAGCAAAGGAAUCCUCCCAAACCACCCAGAUGGAUGUGGGGGGCGAUGACGGGGGAGGCGGAGGAGUCGGCGGCGGCAGUGGUGGAGGAGAUGGCGAUGUGGCAGCACGCUACGAGAGAGACCUGGUCCAUAAGUUGAAGCUGCUCCGGCAUGAACUGUCCUUGCAGCAGCCUCAAGCGGGACACUGUCGCAUAGAGGUGUCCCGAGAGGAGAUCUUCGAGGAGUCAUAUCGGCAGAUAAUGAAGAUGAGGCCCAAAGACCUGAAGAAGCGUCUCAUGGUGAAGUUCAGGGGAGAGGAGGGCCUGGACUAUGGUGGGGUGGCCAGGGAGUGGCUGUACCUGCUGUGUCAUGAAAUGUUGAACCCCUAUUACGGCCUGUUCCAGUACUCCACAGACAAUAUCUACACACUUCAGAUCAACCCCGACUCCUCCAUCAACCCCGACCACCUCUCAUAUUUCCACUUUGUGGGUCGUGUGAUGGGCCUUGCAGUUUUCCAUGGUCACUACAUCAACGGGAGCUUCACGCUGCCUUUCUACAAACAGCUGCUAGGCAAACCCAUCCAGCUCAACGACCUGGAGACCACCGACCCGGAGCUGCACAAGAGCCUCGUCUGGAUAUUAGAGAACGACAUCACUUCAGUCCUCGACCACACAUUCUGCGUGGAGCACAAUGCCUUUGGAAAGUUUUUACAACACGAGCUCAAACCUAAUGGACGGAAUAUUUCCGUCACUGAGGACAACAAGAAAGAAUAUGUGAGACUUUAUGUAAACUGGAGGUUUAUGAGAGGAAUUGAAGCUCAGUUUCUGGCUCUCCAGAAGGGAUUCAGUGAGCUCAUCCCCCAGCAUCUCCUCAAACCUUUUGACCAUAAAGAACUUGAGCUGAUCAUCGGUGGCCUGGGGAAGAUCGACCUUGCAGACUGGAAGACAAACACCCGGCUGAAGCACUGCACAAGUGAAAGCAACGUGGUGCGGUGGUUCUGGCAGGCGGUGGAGGCCUUCAGUGAGGAGAGAAGAGGACGCCUGCUGCAGUUUGUCACAGGCUCCACCAGGGUCCCACUACAGGGUUUCAAAGCACUGCAGGGCUCUACAGGUUCUGCAGGACCAAGGCUCUUUACCAUCCAUUUGAUAGAUGCCAACACAGACAACCUGCCCAAGGCUCAUACGUGUUUUAACAGGAUAGACAUCCCACCCUACGAGUCUUACGAGAAACUUUAUGAGAAACUGCUGACGGCUGUGGAGGAGACCUGCGGCUUCGCCGUGGAGUGACGGAUCCCCGACCAAAACCAACAUACAAAGUUACACUUGUGCUUGCACACGACUCUUUGACAUUUUUACAUGUGCACACUCAUCAACAGAAUAUCGAGUAUACAAAGAGUAUACAGAGCAGCCGAGCAUCACCGAGAACACAGUCUCUGGCCACCUCUUCACCACCGAACUGUUGGGGGUUUAAACGAGGAAGCACAGUAGGAGUGGGAUGGGGUGGGGGGGUAUUUUAAAAUUUUUCAGAUGUUUUGAAGAAGCAUUUUUAUCCUUCAGUUUUAACAAGCUAUGAUGUCAUUCUUCAGAAUGUUUAACCGCCACCGUCGCGCUUGAGUCUCCGGACAGAAUCGGCCACAACCAUGUUAUGAGCCUGCGAACAAGAGAUGUUGAGAUUCGACGUGUGAACAACAAGGUGGAGACUGAUUGUCCUACUGUCUGACAAGUUGAUUGAUCGACUAAUAUUCAUGCUUCAUGUUUAACCACUGUCGUGUGUGUGUGUGUGUGUGUGUGUGUGUGUGUGUGUGUGUGUGUGUGUGUGUGUGUGUGUGUGUGUGUGUGUGUGUGUGUGUGUGUGUGUGUGUGUGUGUGUGUGUGUGUGUGUGUGUGUGUGUGUGUGUGUGUGUGUGUGUGUGUGUGUGUGUGUGUGGCAUGGCACCCAGUUACGCAGUUUAAAAAAAAAAAAAGAAAAGGAAAAAAAAAAAGAUCAAAUGAGCCUGCUCCUCUUGUCUGGUAAAUUUUUGUCUCCUCUGUUUGUAUCUGCGACCACUCUGAUCCACUCUGAUAUUUUAUUAUUUAUUACUAAGUGAUUACCGACCAAGCUGCUAUGUGCUCUACAAAGAGCAGACACUAAUCUCUUCAUCACCCCCUCGACCAGAGUCGAAGGGUCAAUUCACUUGCAAUUCAAGUAAUCCACAAAGUGGGUUUUAUUGAAUUUCGUUACAUUUUUUUUUUUAACAUUCAUAUUAUUGCGGUGAAAUACUCUUGUCAUUGUAUGGAAACUGUUAGUGUUUUGGUGUUGAAAAUACCAUGUUACAUUUAUUGAAGUGAAAGGGAGUUACUUUCCCAGCCCUCAUUUUAAAAUCUAACUCUGCUGACGUCAAGGAGCGGGCCCGAGGGCAAGGCCUGGAUGUUUUUCAGAAUGAGCCACGAGGAUGGAGAGAAGGAGUCGGCUUCAGGAAUUCUUCGGUUGUAUGUGACAUGUAUAAUAAAAUCUCAUAAGCCUUUCAUACAUGUUUCAUCAUCCAUUUCACCAACCUUUUUUGGCUUCUUUGUGGCCCUGAUUUUCUCUCUGCCCUUCUCUCUUUUUGUCAGUAGUCUGAAUGUUAGGAAAAGCAUUCAUCCUCUUCACGACCAUCAUGAAUGAACAAAGUCUCUUUACAGUCAGUAAUUCUCCAUAGAAGUGAAUGGAAUCAAAAACCUAAAUGUUGAGCGCAUCGUGUGGAAAAACAUUGAAAUCUGUCGUAGAUUGAAGCGUGAAGCCUGUUCAGCAGUAUCAUUUCAGUCUGGGUUUUUUUAGGUUCUGAGUUCACUGUGUAAUGGAUGCAAGAGUAUUGUAACUUACUAUGUACUAAACAUUUAUGAAAAAUACAAUGUAAAUAAGAUUAUAUUAAAAGAAAUUAAAUUGAAAGUA